ACCGCACAUUAGGGCCCCGCCCCGCUUCCCAUCGUCCAAUCAGAUGCCAGAACACAGACUUCUUCCUGGUUACUUCUUCUCUGCUGCAGCUCAGCUGACUGACAACCAUGCGGUUCCGUUUCUGUGGAGAUCUGGACUGCCCUGACUGGGUGCUGGCCGAAAUUAGCACUUUAGCGAAAAUUUCAAGUGUCAAGAUGAAACUCCUGUGUGCUCAAGUACUGAAAGAUUUGCUCGGAGAGGGUAUUGAUUAUGACAAGGUUGCAAAGCUCACUGCAGAUGCAAAAUUUGAGAGUGGAGACAUCAAAGCCAGUGUUGCAGUGCUAAGCUUCAUUUUCUCCAGCGCAGCAAAACAUGACGUUGACAGUGAAUCUUUGUCCAGUGAGCUGCAGCAGCUCGGUCUGCCUAAAGAACACACAACAGGGCUGUGCAAAUCAUAUGAAGACAAGCACUCUGCACUGCAAGACAAAUUAAGAGAGACAAGCUUGAGAUUGGGACAUUUGGAGGCUAUUUCUUGGCGUAUUGACUACACUUUGAGCUCCAGUGAGCUGAGGGAAGUCAAUGAACCAGUGAUUCAGCUGAAACUGCAGGCACAAGGAGCAGAGUCGGGCUCCACGGAGACAACCGUUGUUUCGGUUUCUUCCGACAAGUUCAGAGUCUUGCUUGCGGAGCUCAAACAAGCCCAGGCUAUGAUGAAUGCACUACAAUGAAGAAUGGACUUCAGCUGCAGAGAGUCCAACUCAGACCUCGAUAUCUGAUCAAGAGCCGGACACAAAUGAUGCUGAUAGACUGCCAAAAUUGCCAUACUUACAUCGUGUACAGUAUUAUUUUUUUGUAUGAAUUUAGUAGUCUCAAAGUUUAAGUGAAUAGCUCCAUAUUUAUUUGGACUGACUGAUAUUUAGCUGUAUUUUUCUACCACCAUAGUAAUAAUUGUCAGAAAUUAGAAGUUUCCAGACUGGCUGAUUUCACAC
Molecule: messenger RNA, 968 nt
Organism: Thunnus maccoyii (southern bluefin tuna)
Lineage: Eukaryota; Metazoa; Chordata; Actinopteri; Scombriformes; Scombridae
Gene: commd4
Product: COMM domain containing 4
Exons: 8
Coding region: 108-707 (199 amino acids)
Source: RefSeq, a predicted model, not a curated record